AUGCUUCGGCACAUGAUGGCCCCUCCUGAGCUGUUGGAGAUCGGGUCGCACUGCUGCUAUGGAGGGACCGUCUACCGCUUUGAGCACAUCAGCCCAGUGCUGGGCUACUGCUCGAUGAAGCUUUCGGCCUUCGUGCCGAGCGCUCCACCAACGAAGUUCCCAGGGGUGAUCUGGCUCUCCGGCCUCACCUGCACCGACGAGUCCUUUGCCCAGCGCGGGGCCGGCCUCGCCAUGGCGCAGCGACUGAAGCUGAUCCUUAUCAUGCCCGACACCUCGCCACGCGGCGAGGGUGUGCCGGACGAGGAUACCUUCGACGUAGGCGUGGGGGCCAGCUACUACGUCAAUGCCACGACAGACAAGUACAA
Molecule: messenger RNA, 365 nt
Organism: Symbiodinium necroappetens
Lineage: Eukaryota; Dinophyceae; Suessiales; Symbiodiniaceae
Source: the annotation of a GenBank genome assembly